This is a messenger RNA of Aspergillus calidoustus, 480 nucleotides long. Lineage: Eukaryota; Fungi; Ascomycota; Eurotiomycetes; Eurotiales; Aspergillaceae. The record is from the annotation of a GenBank genome assembly.
AUGUCGCGCAGAGAGCCUCAGUUCAACCAACAAAACCUCUACGACCCUACGCCUCUCCCGGAGAGCAUCCCCAAGGUAGCGGAGAUCGGAACGACGUCUGCGCCUUUGUACAGUGCCGCGUACUUCAUCGGGGACCGAUGCAAGGCGUUCAACGAUGACUACAUGAAGUGCAAGGACGAGGCCAACGGACAGGGCGAGGUCAAGUGUCUGAAGGAGGGGCGCAAGGUUACGCGCUGUGCGGCUAGUGUGAUCAAGGACAUCAACACACACUGCUUGAAGCAGUUCAACGCCCACUGGGAGUGUCUGGAGAACAACAACCACCGGCUCUGGGAGUGCCGUAAGCCCGAGAUGGACCUGAACAGCUGUGUUUUUGAGAAAUUGGGCCUGAAGAAGACAAUCCCUGGAGCCCCUGAGAACCAAACACCCGUGCAUUUGCGACCCAAGCAGCUGUACGCUUCUUUCCCCGGUCCGCAAUAUUAA